Messenger RNA from Schistocerca cancellata (South American locust), 711 nucleotides. RefSeq names its product serine protease snake-like. NCBI's taxonomy places the organism in Eukaryota, Metazoa, Arthropoda, Insecta, Orthoptera, Acrididae. The transcript has 6 exons. Gene Ontology annotation, molecular function: serine-type endopeptidase activity. The record is from RefSeq and is a predicted model, not a curated record. Gene Ontology annotation, biological process: proteolysis. The coding region runs from base 1 to 711 and encodes 236 amino acids.
AUGGCCGGCCGCCCACGGCUGCUGCUGCUGCUGCUGGUCGUCGCGCUCGCCGAGGUCUCUGCCCGCCAACUCUACGAGGGCGACCGCUGCCCCGGGGGCGGCGUGUGCACGCGGCUGCGCCACUGCCCCCAGCUGCUGCAGCUGCUGCGCCAGGGCGGGGACCCGCCGCGCUGUGGGUUCGCCGGCUUCGAGGCCGUCGUCUGCUGCCCCAGACAGCAGCCGCGGGAGCCAGAGACCGACAGCCGGCUGGCCAGGCCCAGCACCGCCGCGUGCCGAAAUUAUCGAACAAACUUCAAUGAAGUUCCGAAGCUCUUCAUUUUAAAUGGUGAAGAAGUUGUCGAGAAGGAAUUUCCUCAUAUGGCGGCGCUGGGUUAUCUGCGGCGGGGGUCGGAGCGGCCGUCGUGGCUGUGCGGCGGCUCCCUCAUCAGCCAGCAGUUCGUGCUGACGGCCGCGCACUGCUGCACCAACAGGGUCUGGAAGUCUCCGUCGGUGGUGCAGCUGGGCAGCACGUGGCUGGGCGAGUCGCCGCCGGCGGAGGGCCGGGUGGGCGUGGAGCGCGCGCUGGUGCACCCGGGCUUCCGGCGGCCCGCCUUCUACCACGACGUGGCGCUGCUGCGGCUGGAGCGCCGGGUGGCCUACGGCGAGGGCGUGCUGCCCGCCUGCCUGCACGGCGAGCCGCGCCCGCCCCCGGGGUUUAAAGUCAAGCGCUAA